Branchiostoma floridae (Florida lancelet) is the source of this 981-nucleotide messenger RNA. RefSeq lists its product as uncharacterized. Bases 445 to 981 code for a protein of 178 amino acids. Lineage: Eukaryota; Metazoa; Chordata; Leptocardii; Amphioxiformes; Branchiostomatidae. The record is from RefSeq and is a predicted model, not a curated record. The transcript has 3 exons.
GUGACGUCACGGCUAGGAUACCGGGACAGCUCAGCCGAGUGCGGCUGUGUUCCGGUCGUGCUCGCGCUAAAACUCAGGAUUUCAGCAGUCAGGCGGCGUGUUAACCGCCCAAACCCGCAUCAAAUAUUGUUCAGACAUUGUUACAACUACCACCAUCAUGGGACCGGGUUAACUUGGUAAGAAUCAGAGUUUAACGGCGUCAAAAGGACGACCUUUGACGUGAGAGCUUCUGUCUGGGGAGCCGCCAUAUUGAAAACUGCAACUGUUGACGCCGGACAGUCGACAGACAGAAACAAGCCUUAAAAGCGAUGACUGACUGAACUUAAGAAGAUUGUAGCGGGACAGAAGACUCAGGAACACACCAUACAUCCUUCUGCAGCAAUUCCACAAGUUUACCACAACUCAGCACAUUUUGUUUGAGACUAAGGCCCCAUCCCAUCCACCAUGUACAGAAGACUACAAGAGAUCCGUCAGUCCCAUGAGUUGUGCCGUGUCCCCAACCCCCCCUCCAACCCCAAGCCAGCCAACCAGGCACCACAGGAUGUCCAGCGCCAGACCCGUAUGGUCCGCAGAAACCUCCGCAAGGCCCCCCAGGUCCUCAGUGUGGACACGAACGAGGUGAUGGACUUCUGUGAAGAAGCCGAUCGUCACCUGAAGGCUGGGCACAGACCUGAGUACAUUCCACCCAGAGGAUUCUCAGACAACAUGCCAAACAGAUACAUGAGAUCAUCCCCCACAGAAGAGGAGCUGGAUAGAGCCUUAGACGAGCACGCGGAGAGACUGUACCACCACAAACUGCAGACCCAGAUGUUUGGGGAGGACUUCAGCGCCUCAAAGCUGCCACCAAAGAAGCGAGGUAAGAAAGUCCGCGCUCAGGAGAAGCUCCACCAACUCGAGCAGGAGCGCCACAACGCCGUGCCCUUCAGCCAUGAACACCAGCUGCUCCGAGCGGCGUGCACCACGGCAGGACAUGUCCGAUAA